Molecule: messenger RNA, 3774 nt
Organism: Clupea harengus (Atlantic herring)
Lineage: Eukaryota; Metazoa; Chordata; Actinopteri; Clupeiformes; Clupeidae
Gene: lingo4b
Product: leucine rich repeat and Ig domain containing 4b
Cellular component (GO): plasma membrane
Molecular function (GO): protein binding
Source: RefSeq, a predicted model, not a curated record
AAUGGCUGGACUGAUCAUGCUGAUAACGGUGGCAGUAGCUGCAGGGGACUCUUAAUCCAAUCUAUUCUGUGUUUUCCUCAUUACCCUACAUCUGCCACUCCUUCCUUUGGGCGACAUAAUAACCUUGACAGAAAUGUGUUGGCAAGUUUGUAACAACUUAGUGCCUUGAUUAAAUGGACUUACUUCCUUUUAGACUUCUAUUACUCAGAGAUCAAUAACUAAAUGGCUCUACCAAGCAUGCGUAAUGCAUAUUUGGAAGGCAGCGCAUACUAAUUCGGCAUGAAGCAGUCAGCUGUUAAAGCCAGUCUUUUGUACCCAUCUGGAGUUUUACCUAAAUCCGGAGAUUUGGCCGACCCGAGCACAUUUGCCCAUCCUUCCUACAAAAUGCCCCCACCAAAGCAACAGACUGUCCUGGGUAGUCUGAAGCGCCGAGUUUAUUGAAUGAAAACGCAAAUCCUGUCACGAUGUUACCCGCACCGCAAUACCCUCUGGAGUAGCAUCUGAAUGAACGGUGAGAUCACACGUGAUUAACAAUAGUUUGGGAAUCUUACUUGAACCUAGUGCCGCUGAAAGGCUCUCCGUAGUACUCACAUGGUCAAAAUCGCAGGUAUCGUUAUUUUUAAAGUCGGAACCUUCGAGAGCGUCAGACAAGGGACAAAUCGACCCAAAUUAAAACAAGCGGUACAAUUAUCUUACAGGACUCCGGAGAAUUGUGCCGCAGACAGAGGAAAUUAAUGAAGGAGGGGAACGACUGAAAAUGUUCGUGUGUCUCUGAGCUGAUGUCACUGCAAUCUUUGAAGCAUGAAGUCACUCACUGCGCAUCAGAAAGCGAAGGAUAGAGGCUCGUAUUUGCAAUGAAGAGCCAUGAACUAUGGAAUGUAUUAUCUUUGAAAGAGAGGCUGCAUCAGGCUGUUUAAAGUGACCCCUCUCAUGACAUCUUUGCCAGAGACCCCUGCCUCCCAAGAAAAACCCAUCCUGAACAUUAUUUGGUUAUGAGAACCUGCAUUCUUACAGGGAACUGCAGGCAGGAGGUAAUAUGUUUGGGGAGCCUGUUGCCCAUCUAUGGGUUUGGGGUGCGCCGCUCCUCCUGUGGUGCGUGUCCGCUGCAGACGUCCCGUGGUCCUGCCCGCAGCGAUGCGACUGCCGUCCGGAGACGCAAGAGGUGAACUGCUCCAGGAAGUACCUGACAGCUGUGCCCGAGGGCUUUGCCGGCGACACCAAACGGCUGGACCUGUCCUCGAACCGGCUGAAGACGCUGAGUCGCAAGCAGUUUUACAGCCUGUCCAAGCUGCUGGAACUGGACCUGAGCAAUAACAUCCUCUCCAUGAUCGAGGUGGAAGCCUUCCAGGGACUGCAGAGUCUCUGCGUGCUGAAGAUCAAGAGCAACCGGCUGAAGAUCCUCCCCGUGGGGGUCUUCUCAGGGCUCUCCAACCUGCGCAGCCUGGACCUCAGUGAGAACGAGAUCCUAGUUUUCCUGGAUUACACCUUCCGUGAAAUGGCCAACCUGCAGCAGCUGAACGCUGGCGAGAACGACCUGGUGUUCAUCUCGCAGCGAGCCUUCGUGGGCCUCCAGAGCCUGCAGGAGCUGAACGUGGACCGCAGCAACCUGACGUCCAUGCCCAGCGAGGCGCUCUCGCAGCUGCAGACCCUUGUGCAUUUGCGCCUGCGCCGCCUGACCAUCAGCGCCCUGCCCAACAACGCCUUUCGCCGGCUGCACCAAAUGCGUACUCUCAAGAUCCUACACUGGCCCUCGCUGGACACCAUAGGCAGCAACAGCCUGCUAGGCCUCAACCUCACCACACUGGCUAUCAGCAACUGUAACCUGAGCGCCGUGCCCUACGCCGCCAUGAAGCACUUAGUCUAUCUGCGCUACCUGGACCUGUCCUACAACCCCAUCACCUCCAUUCAGGGCAAUCAGCUGGGGGACCUGCUGAGACUGCAGGAGCUCCACUUGGUCGGGGGGAGCCUGCUCCGUAUCGAGCCGUUCGCUUUCCGGGGGCUGCCUCACUUCGGGCUGCUCAACGUGUCGUCCAACCGGCUGGCGACGCUGGAGGAGAGUGCGUUCCACUCCGUGGGGAACCUGCAGACUCUGCGCCUGGACCGGAACCCGCUGGCCUGCGACUGCCGGCUGCUGUGGGUGGCGCGCCGGCGCCUGAGGCUGGACUUUGACGGGCGCCAGCCCACGUGCGCAAUACCGGAGCGGGCCCGGGGCCGGCGCAUUGGGGACUUCUCAGAGGGCGAACUGCCGGUGGUGUUCACCUGCAGGCAGGCCUACAUCCCGGACCGCAGGCCCCAGGAGGUGCUGGCCGAGGAGGGCACCACGGCGCUGUUUGACUGCAGGGCCGAGGGCUACCCGCUACCCAGCAUCACCUGGCUGUCCACGCAGCAGACCAUGCUCACGUCCAUGGGGAGGAUCCGCGUGCUGGCGAAUGGCUCUUUGGAGGUGCGCUACGCCCAGGUGCAGGACAGCGGCACCUACAUGUGCUUGGCGACCAACGCCGCUGGCAACGACAGCAUCUUCGUCAAGCUGCAGGUGCAGGCCUUCGCACGUAACCGCACGGCACCUUACUACCCAGAGGGCGGCUGGAGCACCACACCAUACCCGUCGUCCACGAACACCUCCACCCAGGUGACGAACCCAUACCCGUUCGACGCCAAGACUCUUGUCAUCGCCACUACCAUGGGCUUUCUGUCGUUUCUGAGCUCGGUGGCCAUCUGCUUUGUGUUCAUGUUCUUCUGGAGCCAGAGCAAAGGCCAGAUCAAACACACGGCCACCAUCGACUUCGUGCCACGGUCCUCCAUGGGAGGCGGAGGCGGGGACGGAGACACAGGGAGGUUCACUAUGAAGCUCAUCUGAGAAGAGGAAGUGAUGUCUGUGGCUGAAACUGGCCUUCAGAGAGGAUCACUUGCUAACCGGGUUAGACAGAGUGCAUUCAUCAUUAUUAUAAUAAUAAUAAUAAUAAUAAUAAUAAUAAUAAUAACAAUAUCAGUAACAAUAACAAUAACAAUAAGGGUUUGUUAUCGACUGUUUCGUCUAUCAUUCAUAGUCAUAGUGUUUCUAAAAAGUGUUGAAGGUUUGCUGUAUGCUGUAUAUUAAAUAGCAUUUAACCAUGUAAGAUGCUGUCUAUUUUUCAUUGAGGUACAAUUAACUCAUGUAUUGCAAAUUGCAGUCACCACUGCAGAGUAUAUACAUUUUGCAUGAAGUAAAGUGCCACAUUUAGCGGGAGUAUUUUGAUACAGAAGUAAGAAAAGGCAUAUAUGAACGGUUCUUUUAAAUAUGGUCUUCCAGGGAGAUUUGAUAGAGAUGCUUAUCAUACUAAUCAUAUGAAAGUUUGACUGCAAUACAUACAGGAUUUCUCUCACCAAAAAUGAGGAUAUAUGAACAUUCAUCAACUCCAGUGAUUUAUGUCCUGGAGGCUUUUGGACUGUAAGUAUUAGAAUACAUUUCAGUUAGAGUUGGGGAAAGGUGGGAAAACAUAAAAAAAAAUGUAUUAUUAUUUUACAUCUACACGGCAUAAUUAUUCAUACAUUGCAUGCAUAACACUCUGAUAAGUAACUCUUAGGUUGUCACUAGUAUAGAUAUUUUCCCUAAAGCUUUUAUGGACAAAUCAGGAAAACUUGUCAGCAACAUCAUUUUGAAUAUAUUGUUUUGCAGAUCUUCACUUUGCGUUUUUAUAAAUAGCAUAUUCAUUUAUGACAUUUCUUUUUGCAACACCUCUUUGUAAACCUCUUUAUUUUUUUGCAUUUAAAAUGAUUAAAACAAUAUGCAAUUUG